AGCCGCCCUCCGCGGAAUAAAAAGAACCCGUCGUCGGUGCACUGAGCAUCGUUCCGCGGAGCGUCGCGUCGUCGUGCUCUGCAUCUUCAUCGGCGUCGUCAUGGGUAAAGUUAACAGGUGUUUGAAAACAUGUUUCGUUGUCUUCAACGUCCUGUUUGCGCUCAUUGGGGCCCUUCUCCUGCUGCUGGCAAUUAUGGGACACGUGGUGCAGAACAGCGAUUACGCACCGGUUGAAAAGCGGGUGGAAGGACUCAUUUUCGCGUACAUCCUUGGAAUACUCAGCAUGGGUGUAUCUUGUCUGGGAAUUUAUGGAGCGUACAAAGAGAAGAAAUGGGCCUUGAUUGUGUUUUUAGUCAUGAUGUCUUUGGGCUACGUCGGCCUUCUGUGGGUCACCGUGUCUCUUGUCAUCGCUCUGCCAAAGACUAACAAGGCAAAGGAGGAGGAAUUCCGUCACUUUCUGCCACUGAAUGAAGCUUCAUUACAUGUUAAACAGCUUGUGGAUCAGCUGCAGGUUAAGUUCAAUUGCUGUGGGCUUUUUAACGGCUACAAAGAUUGGGGAAGAAACAUCCCGCACUCCUGCCUCUGCCCAUAUUACUAUCAGCAGACUGAUAAGUGUGAAGCUGCAGGACAAUCACUGUUGAGCAGCUUUAUGGGUCAAGGUUUCAACUCAACUAAAAUGGUGUACAAGCAGUCUUGCUUUCCAGUACUUAAGAAAUUGAUGCUGUUAGGAGCCAGUUUUGUUCUAGGAAUUUCUUUUGGAUUUGCUGCCAUGAUGCUUUUGGGACUGGUGAUGUGCUCGGUCAUUUUGUACCAGACUGGACAGAGAUAACCAGAGGAGAUCAGCGUCAACCCCACACCACUGAAGUACUCAGAGCUGUAAAGUGCUAUGUGACUUUAAUCCCACGAGUGUUCACUUCAACACUGUAUGCAUUUAAUCUUCAAAAAGACUGUAUGUUGAUGUUUAAAUGUAUCACUGCUCUGGCAUUGUUCAUUUUGAUUUUGCUCUGCUCAAUGUAUUCCCUUCCAUGCAGUGUCUGUAGAGGCACAGCUAUAGUCUGUAGAAGCUGCAGUCCUUAUCCAGACCCAUGGUCAAAGUGAGAACGCAGUAGGAUUUGAGGAUGGGUAAUUUUGGGAAACUGAUAGUACAGUGCUUGAAUUCAUGUGUGUUUGAGCUUCUCAGUAUAUUAUGGUUUGAACAUUAUGCUGUCCAUCAGUGGUAAAACUCUGCGAAUGCUUAUAACCUGUAACCAAAACCAAAGUUUUAUUUUUGCAUUUAUUCAAUAAAUACUUUUGCUAAGUUUUUCCUGUUACUUCACCAUGAUUUGAUUCUGUACCACUGUUCACUUGGUUCUGUUUUAGAGAACAUCAUUUAGGCUAUAAAUCCCACAUGCACACAAGUGCUGUCUACAUAUACACUCACUAAUUGUGAUUAUAUGCACUCUAUGACUGGGAAGAACACAGUGAGCCCACAAAAUUGCUAUUGAUGAACGCUUUUUAGCGUCCUCUCGGGCUCGUGGAUCAGCCUCCGUUUCCAUUUAAAAUAUACAGCAAACGUUCCACAUCAGUCAACAGUUUUACAUCAAUACCAACAGAUCAUGUAAAUGAUGUGUUCUUAACUGGCAGGCCCCUCCCCUGCACCUGUCAGCGAUCAUCAGCAGGCAAUAAGAGGAGAAGCUCGCUAGAGGACAAACCGUGGAACCGAUUUCGGACACCGCUCUCGCAACGCCUGCGGUCUCUUAGUCUUGUUUUUUCCCUUUAGUCCUGCUCCUGUUCCCUCGGCUCCCUGACCUCCUGCUCACAUCUUCCUGGUUUCUGAGUAUUGUGAAUUCCACUGGGCAACGUCUGCACAUCAGCUGACCCUUGCUUGUACCGCGACCAUUCUUUCA
Messenger RNA from Scleropages formosus (Asian bonytongue), 1886 nucleotides. Its product is annotated as tetraspanin-8-like. NCBI's taxonomy places the organism in Eukaryota, Metazoa, Chordata, Actinopteri, Osteoglossiformes, Osteoglossidae. The coding region runs from base 101 to 829 and encodes 242 amino acids. Gene Ontology annotation, cellular component: plasma membrane. The record is from RefSeq and is a predicted model, not a curated record. The transcript has 9 exons.